Molecule: messenger RNA, 1257 nt
Organism: Staurois parvus
Lineage: Eukaryota; Metazoa; Chordata; Amphibia; Anura; Ranidae
Source: the annotation of a GenBank genome assembly
AUGGCCCGCAUCGUUCUCCUCGUCCUGCCGCUGCUGGCGGCUCUGUGCCUCGCUGAACCCUCCGUUUUCUUCAAAGAGGAAUUCGCGGAUGGAGAUGCCUGGAAAGAGCGCUGGCUGCAGUCUAAGCACAAGUCAGACUAUGGCCAGCUGAAGCUUACUGCGGGCAAGUUUUACGGAGAUGAAGAGAAAGACAAAGGUCUCCAGACCAGCCAGGAUGCCAAAUUCUUUGCCCACUCUGCCGGAUUCCCUGCUUUCUCCAAUAAAGACAAGACUCUUGUAGUUCAGUUCUCAGUGAAGCACGAACAGAACAUUGACUGUGGCGGUGGAUACGUGAAGCUUUUCCCAAGCACACUUGACCGGGCUGACAUGCAUGGAGAGUCAGAAUACAACAUCAUGUUUGGUCCUGACAUUUGCGGGCCACCCACCAAGAAAGUGCAUGUCAUCUUCAACUACAAGGGGAAGAACUUGCAGAUCAACAAAGAUAUCCGAUGCAAAGACGAUGUUUACAGUCAUCUCUACACCUUGAUUGUACGUCCCGAUAACACCUACGAGGUGAAAAUUGAUAACAGUAAGGUUGAAUCUGGCAACCUGGAGGACGACUGGGAUUUCCUUCCACCCAAGAAGAUUAAGGACCCUGAGGCCAAGAAGCCUGAUGACUGGGAUGAGCGUCCCAAGAUUGAUGACCCUGAGGACAAGAAACCAGAGGACUGGGACAAAGCAGAACAUAUUCCUGACCCAGAUGCACUGAAACCAGACGAUUGGGAUGAGGAGAUGGAUGGAGAGUGGGAGCCACCAGUCAUCACAAAUCCAGAAUACAAGGGAGAGUGGAAACCACGCCAGAUUGACAACCCUGACUACAAAGGAAAGUGGGUGCACCCAGAGAUAGACAACCCAGAAUAUACCCCAGAUCCUACUCUGUACUCCUAUGAAGACUUUGGAGCUUUGGGCUUUGACCUGUGGCAGGUGAAAUCUGGCACCAUCUUUGACAACAUCUUGAUUACAGACGAUGAGAAGUUUGCAGAGGAACAUGCCACUAAUACAUGGGGAGUCACAAAGGAGGGAGAGAAAAAGAUGAAGGAACAGCAGGAUGAAGAGGAGCGCAAGAAGCAGGAGGAGGAAGAGAAGAAGAGGAAAGAGCAGGAGCCUCCUGAAGAGGUUGAUGACGAUGAUGACGACGACGAUGAUGAAGAGGAAGAAAAAGAGAAGGAAGACGAGGAGGAAGAGGAAAGCGAAGGACCUCAGAAAGAUGAGCUUUAA